AGAAGGGUUGGACUAUGUAUCCUCGAUGCUCAACCUGUUUGUGAAGCUCAAGGAGCUGAACUCUGUCUCUCGUCUCUGAGCUCCUGCCGCCUGGGUCACAGAGCUCAUCUAUAACAAAAUGUCUGACACAGAAGAAGUCUUGGAGGAGGAAGUUCAUGAGGAAGAAGCACAUGAGGAGUUGACAGAUGAGUCAAAGCCCAAGCCUAAGUUUAUGACAAAUAUAACCCCCCCAAAGAUCCCUGAUGGUGAAAAAGUGGAUUUUGAUGACAUCCACAGGAAGCGUCAGGAGAAAGAUUUGUCUGAGCUGCAGUCUCUGAUCGAGGCUCACUUCGUCCAGAGGAAAAAAGAGGAAGAUGAGCUCGUCGCCCUCGUGAACAGAAUCGAGAAGCGUCGUGCAGAGAGAGCAGAGCAGCAUAGGGUCAGGGCGGAGAGAGAGAAGGAGAGGCAGGCCAGACUUGCGGAGGAGAAGGAGCGCAAGGAGCAGGAGGAGCAGCGUAAGAAGCUGGAUGAGGACGCCAAGAAGAAGAAGGCUCUCACAAACAUGACCCAGCAGUACAGCGCUGGACAAAAGAGUGACAGCAGAAGAGGAGGCAAGAAACAAACCGAGAGGGAGAAGAAGAAGAAGAUCCUGGCUGACCGCAGGAAGCCUCUGGCUAUCGAUCAUCUGAACGAGGAUAAACUCAAGGACAAGGCCAGCGAGCUGUGGCAGUGGCUGAUGGAGCUGGAGGCUGAGAAGUUUGAUCUCAGUGAGAAACUCAAAAGGCAAAAGUACGAUAUCAACCAGCUUCUUUGCCGAGUCCAGGAUCAUCAGCACGUCAAAGGUCGUGGCAAGGGCAAGAUGAGCGGCCGGCUGAGGUAAAGCAGCUGCCGGGCGAGGAAGAGGCAGAACGAGACACCAGUGAUCGGCCCAUGCGUC
Messenger RNA from Xiphias gladius (swordfish), 916 nucleotides. It is a transcript of the gene tnnt2d, whose product is annotated as troponin T2d, cardiac. The record is from RefSeq and is a predicted model, not a curated record. The transcript has 13 exons. Gene Ontology annotation, biological process: sarcomere organization; cardiac muscle contraction; regulation of muscle contraction. Bases 119 to 859 code for a protein of 246 amino acids. Gene Ontology annotation, molecular function: troponin I binding; tropomyosin binding; troponin C binding. NCBI's taxonomy places the organism in Eukaryota, Metazoa, Chordata, Actinopteri, Istiophoriformes, Xiphiidae. Gene Ontology annotation, cellular component: troponin complex.